This is a messenger RNA of Megachile rotundata (alfalfa leafcutting bee), 2540 nucleotides long. It is a transcript of the gene Nt5b, whose product is annotated as 5' nucleotidase B. Gene Ontology annotation, molecular function: 5'-nucleotidase activity. NCBI's taxonomy places the organism in Eukaryota, Metazoa, Arthropoda, Insecta, Hymenoptera, Megachilidae. The record is from RefSeq and is a predicted model, not a curated record.
GUUAUGUGAUUUUAUUAUUUAUGUAUUCACGUGUUUGGAAGAAAAACGAUUCGCAAGAUUAUUAUAAUAAGGUGUACGUUGAAAUUUGUAAACAAAUAAAAGAAAAAAGACCGGUCAUUUGAUCGUGACACAAUUUCGUGAGAUGGCCCAAAUACAGAGUGAAAAAAGUGGGUUGGGCUGCAAUGAAAUUUAUGUGGCGGUUACUUCGACGAUCAUGCACUACCUGACGCAUUCCAAACACUCCGAGCCGUAAUUUCAUACGUGCGUUUAACAGAACCGAGUAAACAUAGAGACGAUCCGUAUUGUGGUCAUCCGGAAUUGUCAGCAGACAGGUUGUUAGGUUAUGUCGUGUCGAGGUCACCUAAAUCGGAUUAAUUUUACGCAAUAGAGAGGAUGCAACGUAAUUGUUUGGCCACAGGGGCCUCGGGACGACGUUUCGACUGUUGUCGAUUACACGAUGUGUACCGCGGACGCGUGGAAAAUUGCGAAAGUUGCGAACUAUGGAAUUUUACCUCGAAUUAUGGCGUUCAGACGACAGCGGACGGACGGGUUACGCACGGCGCUACGAACGAAUUCGUCUGCCGCCUUUACAGGUCAAAGUGAUCCGCGUGCGAUUCACAAUUCAACUGACUGGCAGAUAAUCAUGGAAGUGGAAAAUUGCAAUUCGCACGGAGAUCAUGAUAAUACUGCACCAAAUACGCCUCUGCAUGAGAAUGAUCCUACUGGAACUAAAAAGUGGUAUCGGCAAGCUAGUCAAAGAAUUUUUGUCAACCGCAGUCUUCAUUUAGAAAAUAUCAAAUUCUAUGGCUUUGAUAUGGAUUACACAUUAGCAGAGUAUAAAUCACCACAAUACGAGCAACUGGGUUUCACGUUACUGAAAGAUCGACUUGUAUCAUUGGGAUACCCGCAAGAAAUCAAAGCGUUCGAAUAUGAUCCCAGCUUUCCGGUACGAGGACUGUGGUUCGACACCCUUUACGGAAAUCUCCUCAAAGUGGACGCCUAUGGAAACAUCCUAGUUUGCGUUCACGGUUUCGAGUUUUUGAAACAUUCGCAAGUAUACGAGCUUUAUCCGAAUAAAUUUUUACAAUUAGACGAGUCCAGGGUAUAUGUGCUCAACACGUUGUUCAAUCUUCCCGAAACGUAUUUAUUAGCAUGUUUGAUAGACUUUUUCACGAAUUCGCCACAAUACACGCGCGAAAAAACCGGGGUGAAAGAAGGAGAACUGACGAUGAGCUUCAAAAGUAUAUUCCAAGAUGUCCGAAACGCGGUGGACUGGAUACAUCUACACGGUGAUCUUAAAUCAAAAACUAUCGAGAAUUUGGAUGAAUACGUAAAGAAAGACCAGAGGUUGCCCACCAUUUUGAAUAGAAUCCGAGAAAGUGGAGCGAAAGUAUUUCUUUUAACGAAUAGCGAUUACGUUUUUACCGACAAGAUUAUGACUUAUCUUUUUGACUUUCCACAUGGGGCAAAGCCGGACGAACCACAUAGGAACUGGAAAACAUAUUUUGAUACUAUCGUAGUAGACGCUAGGAAGCCGUUGUUUUUCGGUGAAGGUACAAUUUUAAGACAAGUGGAUACCAAAACUGGAGCUCUGAAACUUGGAACGCAUAAAGGCCCACUUCAUACAGGUGAAGUUUAUUCAGGAGGAUCUUGCGAUGUUUUCACGGAAUUAAUAGGCGCAAAAGGCAAAGACGUAUUGUAUGUUGGAGAUCAUAUAUUCGGUGAUAUUUUAAAGAGUAAGAAAAUCAGAGGAUGGAGGACAUUUUUAAUAGUACCUGAACUAGUUCAAGAGCUUCACGUUUGGACAGACAAAUGUCAAUUAUUCGCUGAAUUACAAAAUUUAGAUGUUAUGUUAGGAGAAAUGUACAAAAAUUUAGAUAGUAGCACAAAAGAAAAACCCGACAUUUCCAAACUGCGAGCAUCAAUAAGAGACGUUACGCACAAAAUGGAUUUAGCUUACGGAAUGAUGGGUUCGUUAUUCCGUAGUGGUAGUAGGCAAACUUUUUUCAGUAGUCAAGUAGUGAGGUAUGCUGAUUUAUAUGCAGCAACAUUCUUAAAUCUUAUUUAUUAUCCAUUCUCGUACAUGUUUCGAGCUCCUGCUAUGUUGAUGCCUCACGAAAGUACAGUAGCUCAUGAACAAAGAUUCGUUAUGGAAACACCGAUGAUUAGUCGGUCUCGAACUUACAAAUUCACCGACGAAGAAGAAGAACAAAGUAAACCUCCUAAAACAUUAUAUGUGGAUUGUCCCAAUAAUCAAAUACCACAUGCUAGACCUGAAACUCCACGCAAUGUAACACAUACACACGAUGAAGAUUGCAGCGACGAAGACAGUGACUCCCAGAAACAGGCGAAUCAUGUAAGAUCUUGUCCAAGAAAUUCCAAUUGUAAAUGAAUUAUUUUCAUUAUGAUUAUUCUAUGUUUUAUGGUAACGCUCUUUGACAAUUUAUCAAUGAUUCAAAGAUUUAGUACGAUUUUACUACGUCAUAGCUGUACUUAAAGAUCUUGAGUAAAUUUAUUAAAUUAUAUUUUGUUUCAUGUCA